AUGGACAACGAACCGAGACUCAUCGCAGCCAUGUGUGUUCGCAGUGAGCUGGAUGGAGUGGCAGAGUCAGCUCACUUUUACGAACAGGAGAAGGCUUUCGCGGUCAACGUUGAGUACAAAUAUUCUGAAGCUACAAGGGACGUCACAGGUCCGGCCACCCCGGAUACAAACACCGACACACCUGCGACUGCCCCUGGCCUUCCUCCUGUCCACUUACAGCUCGCCCAUUCCGAUGUUCGACGUUGGCAGCUAGCUCUCGGAUACGGCCGCCUCAACAACGUCGCCAAGAACCUUCUAGUUGAUCGGGCACGAAACAUUCCUUUGCUUCAUACAUAUGGAGCGGUCUCCAGUGACCGACACAUCACCUUCUACGUCGGCUUCGGCCUCUUUGGACUCAUCUACGGCGGACUUCACUGCGUGGCAUGGAAUGCCCCAUUUGUUUCUGACCUCGAAAAGAUUCUCUGA
This is a messenger RNA of Sordaria macrospora k-hell, 465 nucleotides long. RefSeq lists its product as uncharacterized. Lineage: Eukaryota; Fungi; Ascomycota; Sordariomycetes; Sordariales; Sordariaceae. The record is from RefSeq and is a predicted model, not a curated record.